Acipenser ruthenus (sterlet) is the source of this 1284-nucleotide messenger RNA. Its product is annotated as zinc finger and SCAN domain-containing protein 21-like. The transcript is spliced from 2 exons. Bases 1 to 1284 code for a protein of 427 amino acids. Gene Ontology annotation, biological process: regulation of transcription by RNA polymerase II. NCBI's taxonomy places the organism in Eukaryota, Metazoa, Chordata, Actinopteri, Acipenseriformes, Acipenseridae. Gene Ontology annotation, molecular function: RNA polymerase II cis-regulatory region sequence-specific DNA binding; DNA-binding transcription factor activity, RNA polymerase II-specific. The record is from RefSeq and is a predicted model, not a curated record. Gene Ontology annotation, cellular component: nucleus.
AUGGAUCUCUGCGCAUCCUCCGCGUCUCUCCUGGAAGAAGAACUCGCCUCUGCUAUCGAGCCUGCAGUGAAAGCGGCUGUGCUGAGCGUCAUGUCUGCGUUAGCAAAGUUCGUGGACAGUAAAUGUGCAGUUUUCCACCUGAGACUGGACGAAAGAGACAAAGAUUUCGAAAGCGUGAGAUUGCGAUUGGAAAUCGCGGAGAGCGAGUUGAAAGCAGUAAGAGAACGAGAAUGCACGAACACUGCCGAUAAGAACUUCACACACUCUCUCACAAACACCGAUGAACAAUACUGCGGGAUUGACGUUGAUUUCCUUCAUCUACCCGAGUUGGAGCAGCAAGUGCACCGUUUGGACCACUCGAGGACAGCGGAAUGGAGACGCGCAGUGGAGGGUCCUGCAGAGAGAAAUGCUCUCCCUCAUGCUGAGGAAGGGUCGAAGGCAGAAUCAGUUCCCAUUCAGGAGGAGCUCUUUGACCAGGAAUGGUGCAGGAGUCCAGAGCAGACUACAGAGCUGACAUCUAUUGAAGGGGAGGAGGAGAAACCUGGACUGGAUCCUGUCCACGUUAAUGAAGAGAUCCCUGGAAUUGAACCGGUCAUCAUUAAAGAGGAGGUUCUUGAACUUGAAUCUGACCCCAUUGAAGAGGGGGGUUCUGAUCACUUUGAAAGACAGCAGCAGAUUCACGCUGGACAGAAACCUCAUCACUGCUCUGAAUGUGGCAGGAGUUUCAGUACAUUUGCAGAGCUGACAAGCCACCAGUGCAUUCACACAGGAAAAAAUCUGUACUUUUGUUCAGAAUGUGGGAAGAGUUACACUAUGUUAAGUAACCUGUCAUUACACCUGCGUACUCACACAGGAGAGAAGCCGUUUCUGUGCACGGAAUGUGGAGUGACUUUUUCUAAGUUAAGUAACCUGACGAAACACUUGCGAAUUCAUACCGGAGACAAACUGUAUCAAUGCAGUGACUGUGUCAAGAGUUUCAUUACAAAAGAGGAGCUGAAAAGACACCAGCGCAUCCACACAGGAGAAAGACCGUACCGCUGCACUGAAUGUGAGAAGAGCUUCAAACAUAUACACCACCUCACAACACACCAGCGCAUUCACACAGGAGAGAAGCCCUAUUCCUGUACUCAGUGUGGCAAGAGCUUCACGCAGCUACAGCACCUUAAAACACACCUGCGAAUUCAUACUGGAGAGAACCCGUACCGCUGCGGUCAAUGCGGCAAGAGUUUCAAACAGUUUCAGCACCUUAAAUUACACCAGCGCACUCACUCAGGAAAGAAAUAG